Molecule: messenger RNA, 3497 nt
Organism: Tuber aestivum (summer truffle)
Lineage: Eukaryota; Fungi; Ascomycota; Pezizomycetes; Pezizales; Tuberaceae
Source: the annotation of a GenBank genome assembly
ACUCCUGGAGCGCCUGGGGAAGAGCAUCGGUACUCGAGUAUUAGAGCGCGGGGAAGUCUGUGUGGUCCGGGCACCUUUGACCCCCCCCGAGUCUCAGGUCGAGUUGCGCGAAUCCUAAUGUGGUAGUGGACUAUACCCAAUCAGGGUUUCUCAUUGCUAAAGAUUCAGCAAGAACUCAUCUUCCCUGUAAAUUUAAGUCACACCGCCUCCUUCCUAUAGACUCCGAAGCCUCUGCAACCCCAACGGGGAGACUAAAAAGAAAACUGUUCUGUAAGUUUGUUUCGAUAACUAAUUAGGAAAGUUUUAUCAUGCUGGGGGGACUUUAUGAACCCUAUCUCCUUGUAUAGGUGUUGUUUAGGCAAGUUGAAAUAUCCGUCAACGCUAAGUGGUAUGAAGGAAGGCUUAAGGCACAGGCGCUACUAGUAUAUCUAGCUUGGAGAGAUGGGGCUUUGCCGGACUCGGGGAAGUGGAGGACUGGGAUAAGAUCAACCCGCCACUUUCAAAGCCUCUCAAGACUCUUGUAAGAUUUGCGAACAAGAGCCUUGGGACGUUCAGCAGAAUAGGGAGAUUUUGCUAAAGCGGUCGUAACCUAAGCAGUCCUUAUCACCAGAGCAAGGACACCGACCUUUCUGAGUGUGCGCUAGUCCUCUGUGGGCCGGCUUCUCGGCCUUAAGGAGAGUUCACGAAUGGAGCAGUGGUAACAGGCAUUCGCCUGCACUCUUGUCUCCUGAAUAUUGGUAUAGAUUUUGCUAAUGCUAGGAGCGAAAUUUGUAGCCAAGUUUCGUCUUGUGUCUAGCAAAAUUUCAGUGCUCACACCUUGCUGUACCGGUAGUGCAUGCGAAAUGCUAGGGAAUAAGUGCGGUUCGGAUUUAUGACCGACUCAACAAAGCCUCCCUAAUUUGCAUGUAUCAUGGUACAAGUACUGCACUCGGCUUUGGGCUUGCCCCGAAGUGGCGUACGAAACUUGGUCGCCGGAAGAUGCCUUAUUACUUGUACUAGUACACGCGGCUCUGCUUACUCAAAUCCACGUGGCUAUCGUAUCAAUAUGGCGUCCUGUUCGGGUAUUUCUAAUCAAUCUGAGGGCUACUCUCUCUCCCAGUCGCUGCACAGACCUUCUGGAAGCAUGGGGUACAGCCGGCAUACAAAUUGUGCCGAAGCCCCCUAGGCUCUUGUCCGCAGAUAUACAGGAGACUGGGUUCCAAGACUGCAUUAUUUGAUCCAAAAGGAGAUGGCGGAGUACAACUGUAUUCUGUUAAGCAGGGGAUCUUUAUUGGAAUUGGAGCUAGAAGGAUGUUUAUGGAUUUAUAUACUUGCCAUGAUCCCUCGGAGGGGUUUUUAGGUGGUUAGGAAUCGACAUGUAUCUACUACCACUUCUCUUUGUGUUGGCUUUGAGGCCAUUGCUCGUGUCUGCUGGCUGGGGAUAUACUGAUGACGGCUCCAAUUAUGUGAUUGGUUUGUCCUCAUAAAACCCCCCCUCCACUAUGCGACCCGGCUAAUGACUCGAUAGAUGUCGGCUCGAAACUUGUUUUUAAAGUUUCCAAAAAUAAUGGAGAUAUUAACUCGAUCGUUUACGGAGGCACCGAAUACCAAGGUUACUCCGGCAAGCACUCGUUAGUGCGAACCUCCAAACUAUUAUGAUGCUUCUAAUCGAAUUUUUAGCCAUGUCGAGUCCGGUCUUGGGAAAAGUACUGUUACCAUAACAUCUUAUACUAGCCCGGCGUACCUUAUCAAAGUUACCGUCACAUAUGGAACCUUGGUUCACUACAUAGUAGUAAGAUAUGGCCAGAAUGAUAUCUACCUUCUCACCAAUAAGGGCGAUACCUCUGUAGCAGCCUCGCGGUUCAUCCUUCGCCUAAAGGCGAAUAUCCUCCCUCACGAUUCUUCCAUGUCGGACUUUUACGAUGAGGGCAGCGCUACCAUUGAAGCUUCAGAUGUCGUUCGAAAUUCACGUGGGGAUACCAAGAGCAAGCACUACCAAGGCAGCAACUAUGGAAGGUGGGUGCCCUUCCCCUCUACCCUCCCCCUCCUCCAUUGGAACCACUAACCUGAUUAUGGUGAAGAGUAAUGGAUUUUGACUACGUCGGAAAAACUACCGGUAGUGUUGGUGUCUGGCUCAUCCGGUCCAACCACGAGAAAGCCUCGGGCGGACCGUUCUUCCGCUCUCUUGUCAGGCGUUGCGCUAGCGACGGCGAAGACCUCUACGAGAUUCUCUUCUACAGCAUGGGCCACACCGAUCCUGAGAGAUGGGGCUUGCAAGGUCCCUACAUUCUCUCUUUCACUGAUGGCGACACACCAAAAACGGCGCUAUUUGCACGAAAUGCGAACUGGUCCUGGUUCGACACACUCGGAAUUAAGGGAUGGGUUGCGGACUCCGCACGUGGUUAUGUUACCGGAGCAGGCAUUGUGAAUAUGAAGCCUGGGUACACGUAUACUGCUGCGCUAUCCAACCCAGAUUAUCAGUAUUGGGGGGUUGCAGCAAGCGGCGGUGGUGCCUACUCUAUCAAGAGGGUCGUUCCGGGGACCUACAAGCUCACGGUAUACAAGGAGGAAUAUGAAGUUUACACCACUAGUAUCACGGUUACAGCCGGGUCUGCUACUUCAUUAAGCACCAUUACGCCGGAUUCUGAUCCCUCAGACGUUAAGGCUAUAUGGAGAAUCGGUACUUCUAUAUUUACCUAAUGUUUGGUAGUUCUGAGUAGCUAACCGAUAACGAUAUAAUAGGUGAUUGGGAUGGAACACCGGGCGGAUUCUUAAACUUUGAAUCAACACCGUACAAGGUAAGUAUCCUCCAUCCCUACGAUCCGCAACAUACCCAACUCACAAUCCAAGCCAACAUACAUGCACCCCAGCGACCCCCGACUCUCCUCCUGGGAUCCGGGAGAUUUCACGGUCGGCAAAACUGCAGCCAGCGACUUUCCAGGUUAUAUGUGGAAAGACGUGAAUAACGGCCACCUAGUCUACUUCAAGCUCACCGCAGCACAAAUUACCUCAGAAAAGACUAUACGUAUCGGAAUAACGGAAGCGUUCGCCAACGGUCGGCCUACCAUCUCGGUCAACGGCUGGACUUCCCCACUCCCGUCUGCAUCUACACAGGGCGGUACUAGGAGUUUGACCGUGGGGACGUAUAGGGGAAACAAUCAUAUUUAUAGCGUAGGUGUCCCUUCCUACUUUAGGGUAGAAGGAAAGAGGUCUGACAAGAAUUAUAGUUUUCUGUUCCAGCAUCUGCAUUCUUGACUGAUGUUGCCCAGUGGAACAUCCUAAAGAUCACAAUUAUAAGUGGGAGUGGAACGGCCGGAUACCUGAGCGCUGGAAUUUCGAUCGAUUGUAUGGACCUUUAUUAGGAGUCGGCGGGAUAUUCGUUGCCAGGUAUAAUUUAAUUAGUUGGGCACCGCACCAUAGAUAUUGUAAUAAUUAGACCUCGCGCUAGUACGUUGGAGUUGCCUCUCCUAGUAAGGUCUGUUGUAUUGGGCUGAAAGCCAUUCUUUUUGUUCCGUUUG